Branchiostoma floridae (Florida lancelet) is the source of this 4391-nucleotide messenger RNA. Its product is annotated as transmembrane protein 164-like. The record is from RefSeq and is a predicted model, not a curated record. Lineage: Eukaryota; Metazoa; Chordata; Leptocardii; Amphioxiformes; Branchiostomatidae. The transcript has 7 exons. Bases 338 to 1186 code for a protein of 282 amino acids.
CCGUGAUCUGGCAUACUAGUACAAAAUGCAUCUGCUAAACUUUCGGAGCUGCUGUUACCAUUACUAUCGCCAGAGGUCGUUCGUGUUUGGUCCAAACCAAAUGUACAUGUGGCCGACUAUUCGUUGCCUUCGAUUCACACCAUUCACUUUCAUUAGUACACCAACGAACGAGAAAGCGCGCGACUCGGAGCGUGGAGCGGCAAAGCUGCCCUGAACAUCCGGUAACCGGCUCUCCACCGACAUUAGGUGCUAGACUCUGCAACAACAGCACUGAGCAUUGAGCAGCACUGAGACUUCGUCCUUUUUCUGUGUCGUUAUUCCAAGAAGAACCAAAACAAUGGGUUACAGUGUUCGGACUGUUCUGGACUGGGCGUACGGCGGGGUGGACCACAGCAUACCCGGGAACGGCGGACAGGAAUGUUCCGAUUUCAUCGGAGGGACGCAGCGGAUUGUCGAGACCGUUUUCUUCAUGGUGCUCGGAUCGGGGCUGCUGUAUUUUGGGUACAAGAGCAUAGCGCGGGAUCCGGGAUUGCCGUCCAAGUACGACAGGACAGACCCCACGAUAAAGCGCGUGCUGUUGGUCAUGUUGUGCAUGACGUUUGGAAUCGAAACGGGGUUCAAGUUCGCCAGUGGAGAGGUCAUCUACCUGCUGAACCCAUGCCAUCUUGUCACGAUGGUGCAGAUAUACCUGCUUGCUGCUCCGCCCAGUCAGUCCUCUACUGUUGUGUUCAGACUGGGUAUGCACUGGGGACAUGGUCCUAUCCUGGCCCUGCUGUUUCCUGUACUCAACACCAGACUGUUGCCGUUUGAACCAGAGGUGUACUAUAUUCAACACGUGCUGAUCUACUUUGUGGUUCCUCCGUACCUCUUGUGGAUGGGAGGUGCAUAUACAGUUGAGCGCGUAUCGGACCUGAGGUGGUCGAUCAUAUCCCUAGGAAUCCAGUACACCUACCACUUUGGACCCUUGCAGUUGUUUGCUUAUCUGACCCAAGUGAACCUGAACAACAUGCUCUGUCCGGCGAUCUCGGACCCGUUCCACGGUCAGUACUGGCGCUGCUGGUCCCUGUUCCACCAGCCUUUCCUGACCUUCUGUCACAACAAGAUCUACACCGCCAUGGUCAUGGGCAUCCUCAGCCCGUUCCGCAAACCCUCCAAGGUCAAUGGGGACACUGGGAAGUUAGAGUAAGGUGGUGACAAGAAAAAAUCUCUGGCUUUAUUGACAGUUUGACUGUUUAGGCCAUGCUGAUUUGAUUAUAUGGAUGACAUCCUAUGGGCACCCCAAAACUUUUGGUAGCGUGCAAAGAAGAAAAACUUGGGCUAAAAAGUUAAUCUCCAAGCAGAUCUUAUGGUAGCAUGAGAUAGUAUCAAAAGCUGGCAGAGAAGUGAGGCUGGUUUAGGAGUGUGUGGCAAAAUGCAUGGACACCUUUUGGUUGACUACACUAGUCCUUGGCCAGUUUGGUACUACCUAUUGGAACAGCCAUUGUAGGAUCUGCUUGGAGAUUACUAAAAAGUUUUUAACAUGGAUCAGUGCAUGGACAAUAAGAUGUAAAAGACUCAUUUUGUGCUAUACAGAAUUAUAAAUUAAGGAUCGAAAGCAGCAUUAUUCAUUGUCAUAUUUAUUGGCAAUUUCUAGACCUAAAAUGGACUUCAAGUUCAAAGUGAAUUUUGCUCAUCUGUGUUUGCUACCAGUAGAUUUGCAUGCAAUGUUGAUAGUUAUUUUGUGUAAUAUUUAUAAAAGCUUGCUGUAGUGUUAGUAGUGCAUGUACCUUGAUGUGUUCGAAAAGGUCAAAAGCAGAAUAACAAAAUAUAACUGUCCAACCUAUCCGAGCUACCAAGAAUUCAAAAGCGUACAACAAAAUGCUAAAUUAAAAGACAACAAAAAGUGAGAACCAUAAGGUGUGUAUGAAAUAUUUUAAAAGACCAUUGAGGAGCUGAAUUUUGCGAAUGAAUAGUUCUCUGUAAUACAGAAAAUUAUAUAGUUUUUCAUAUUAAGAAUGCGACAAAAAAAAAGAGUAUAAAGUUUACUGACAGAAGAAAAGGCUACAAAUUAUUUUCAUACAUAUGUCAACACAUGAAAUGUCCCAAUGACAUUUUUAUAGGAAAUUUGAAGAAGCUUAAAGUAAAACGUAUGGCAGUGUCAAAAAUAAUCAUGCAUUGAAGUCUAUUAGAAUUGAAAAUAUGCUAAGAGUCAUAUUUGGUCAAAUGUAAGGUAGGGAUUCUAAAAUUCUAGUUGAAUGAAGAUUUCUUGAUUAGUCUGCUACUUGCUUAACUGACAUGAAAUAAGUAAAGUAUAUUGUAGCUUUUUAGGGCUUUAGUAUAGUUUAAAAUGUGAGUAAAAGGUGAAUUUUGUGAUCAUAAGUCAAUAGUUGGGUGAAAAGUGGUGUAAUUGAAAGGCUCUUCUUUUUUUAUCAGAGAUUCUCUUUAAUCAGAUGUUACAAGUUACUACCUGUGCCAACAACUUAAUAUUGUUAUAUUGAAAUAUGCAUUGCAUUAUGUAGUUAGUAUAGUAAGAAUCAUAUCCGUGGUGAUUAUCUGUCAUAUAAUGUAAAACUGCCAUCAUAGAUAGCUUAGCAUUUGUGCCUUGAUGUUUUGCUAGUAUGUAGAGUAAAAGGUGUCCAUGUUUACAUUUCAUAUCAUGUACCAAUGCAUUAGCAACAAUCAAAAUAACACCUUUAUAGGCUGGUGGUCGGCAGCUUUUCCCUUUUAAUUUUAUAUGUGCAAUGUUGCCUAAUAUAGAAUCUAUAUUUGGGUAAUAUAUAUGACUGAGAAAAGGAGGACACAUGCACAGUUACAGAAUGUUUGUAUGUCCAACUUUUCCAUUUUUCUCAUCACAUAAUGUAUUUCAGUAAGUAAAGCAUCAUCAAACAAGAAUGCAAAACAUAAAGUAAGUUGCUAGCCCUGGCUUCCCAGGCCUAUAUACCAUGGCAAGCCCAACUGUCAAGCAUCUUAACUGCAGAACACCAUUGUCAAUGUCAUGUAUACGUACACCUUUAGGGCUGUGUUGUAGAAUGUCCAAUUAUGCAAGUUCUUGUGCCUGCCAAGUGUGUCUUACACAAAGUGAGUCUUUGCAAUUGAUGCUAUGUAAAUGUAUGUGUAGUGCCACAAUGGGUACAACGUUACAUUCACUUGUAAUGUGUUGUUUUCAUUGCAAGAAUGCGGAAGUAACAACGUGACAAAUAUUUCAUGUUAGAAGUCUGCAAAAUAAUUGUUUCUACUCUGAGAGGCGCUUAUACCGGUUUCAAAAGCUGGCUUAGGUAUUAUACCGUUAACCAGCUUUUCACUACAUGUAGAAGUGAUAAUUAAUGUUGUCUGUUGGAAUGAACUCAUCUGGACUUUCCAAUGUCUUCAAUGCAACACAAAAAUGCAUUUUUUUAACUUCUUAACAUGAAGAGAGUAAGGACUUUAGUUUGAAGUCAACACAAUAACACUACUUUAAGCAGCACAAAUUGCAUAUACAGUACUGAUGAAAUGUUUAUUGAUAUAAUCAAGAAAGACGUUUAAAACGUUCUCAAAAAGCUUGCAGCAAAAGUCUCAAUCAUCAGCAUUAUAUUUAUAACAACAGAUUGACAGUUAAAAUUGAAUGUGUGAACUAGUGUUGUUGUCAGAAGAGCAAGAUUGUGUAACAGACUAGUUAUAUUACUGUAUUAACCUUACAUGUUUCCUCACCUCACCGGUCCCAUAGCCUCACCGGCCGUAGACCGGCAUUGGUACAUGUUUGCCAUAGGUUAAUCUACCGGUAGAUGGUCAUUACAUGGCACACAAAGAUGGGCGAAACACAUGUAGGAUGCUGGGUCUCUCAGGUUUACUUACCUCAUGGGCAGUAGAAAUAAAAUAAAACCAUUCUACAGCAACUUGUCUUUAAGUUCGAUUUUUUGCACUAUCUACGUAUUAAAUGUAGAAUGGGCAAUCAAUGCCUAUCUAAACCAGGGCUGUCUCCAGCUUUAGAUUUUUUUCAAACUUUUUUUCGAGCAUCUAUCAAUAAAGAAGAAUUUGAAGUAAAAUUUUCAUCCCUUCCCACUAAUAAUUUAGCAGCCCAUGUUGUUAAACUUAAUCUGUCAUUUUAAGCUUACGAAAAUACACUUUCAUUGCUGUAUGCCAUGAGGUGCAUAUUUUUGGGAUGGAUGAGAUGAAAUCUUCUCUGUAUACCAAGAAUGAAUUUCUGGACGGAGGGAGGGGUACUGGAGACAACCCUCUUCUGAACAUAGUAAUACACAUACUAUGAGCUUUCAACUAAGUUGUUAUAUAUUUUGGCAAGCUUGGCUUGAUACUGAUUCAGAAAUUAAAAAAAUAUAAGACAUUUGACAUGGUCAGCUGGAACAUAAAAUCAUUUCAUUGUUGGCUCAUUCUUGGCUCGUUAAUUGUCAUGUGGCUCAUAUAAUUUACUUUUCUGC